This is a messenger RNA of Mucor mucedo, 2741 nucleotides long. RefSeq lists its product as uncharacterized. NCBI's taxonomy places the organism in Eukaryota, Fungi, Mucoromycota, Mucoromycetes, Mucorales, Mucoraceae. The record is from RefSeq and is a predicted model, not a curated record. The transcript has 2 exons. The coding region runs from base 16 to 2709 and encodes 897 amino acids.
CUUUACUAAAAACAUAUGACAACAACAAGCCAAAAAAAAUAUGCUAUUUGUGACAAUUCAAUAGCGAUUUUAAAAGAGGAGUCAAAUGCUUGUGGUGUAGUGUAUAUAUAUCCUAUCCGUACAAUUGAUGAUAUGACAAAUGAAAGGAAAGCAAGACAAUACUUUAAUGGUUAUGACUACAAGUUUGACAACAACUUGGACGAAGUGAAAAUGGUGUGCUAUUCUCAAAACCCCAUAGAGAAUUCCUAUUCAACCAUGUUCAUGAGUUUGUCUAAAGAUGGAAGUUAUCUUGCUAUUUCAUGGUUGCCAAACCCUCGACUGGGACCCAACAUGGCCAUGAAGUAUUGCACGGUUUAUGAUUUAAAGGAUUUGCAGCCUUGUAAAAUUGCUGACAGUAUAAACAUCAUCCUUACUAUGCCCGUUCGAAUAAUCGAGUUCUAUGGCGGCUGCUCUUUUACUGCGGAAGAAAAUAAACUUGUUCUUCUCAACCAAGACGAAGUCAGAGUAUAUGCUUUAAUUUAUAAUCCAUCAUUACGUAUUGAAAGCUUUGAGCUCGAAUUUUCACUCGACCUUUCAAAUACAAGCGCCUCUCUGUCGCCUGCAUACAACUAUGAUAAUAAGACGCCCACCUACUUUCUUUUUCCAUUAGGUAAAGGUGGUUCUACAAAUGUUAUACCCCAAGUGAUUGUUCCAAAGCAUCCCGUAGAGUACCAAUCUCUAACAAAUUCACCAACGAAUAGUAUUCUCGACGAUGAUAUAUUUUUCAACAUUGAAGACGAUGAUGAGGACAAGGAAAACGACGAAUGGAAUACAAAAGAUGAGGAUUACAUAGUGGUAAAAAAUCAUAUAUCUCUUGAUCAGGAUCAAGAUGAUUCUCCAAGCGAUGUGGAACACAAAGAUAACAUUAAACAGCAAGAUGUUGAACAGUUUUCACAAAUAACUGAAGCUUCUAGUGAUCAAUCUAUCAAUAUAGGUUAUCAUAUUCCUUUGCAUCAUCAACUAUUUGAUAAAAACAAUGAAUUUAUAAAGAUGAAUAUGGACAACAUUCAACUUUAUAAUGUCAUUUGCUGCGUGUCUACUUCGUCAUUACAACAUACAGAGUCACACAAAAAUAAUCUGUAUGUCUGGAGUCUGAAUAACAAAAAGAUGAUUCAUUACAAUCAAUUAAGAGACGACUCUCAAUACCUCACUGCAUUUUCGAGACAGCUUAAUCUUGUGGCAAUAGCAAAGAAGUACGACGAAAAUAAUAACCUUACAAGACUUGUUAUUGAACCUGCUGUACAUGUGUAUGACUGUAAAAGUGGGAUUGUUGUAGUCACAUUAUCUUUUCCACAAAAUCGGAGCAUAGCAGGUAUAACCCAAGUAUUGUUUCUACAAAAAGACAGCUAUAUUAUGACGGUGUCAUUUAGCUACAAUGAGUGCUAUGUUGAUAUCUGGGAUUUAGGAACGGGUAUGCAUUUAGAUUGUUGUACAAGUAACGUUGAUCAUCGAAAAGUGUUCGUUCAAGAAAGUCAAUUUGUUUUACAUAAUAAUAUACAACUAAAGUAUGGAUGUGGCGUGUUUAUUCGAGCAGAGAUUCCUCAAGAGCUCACAGAAACAGAUGAUACACAUCUAAAAGCAGGAACAAGAGAAUUGUGUAUACAGCGGGUCCGCUUUUUCGAAACAAAAUACAACCACGCUUGCCAGUGUCAAUCCACUAAAUUCUGGAACCUUACCAAGCCGAAUCCAUUUACAGGUCAGCACGUACUACACCGCAGGAAAGAUAAAACGCUGCCCGAUGCAAACAUCUCUUCCUCGGCAACUAUUCUUAAGGUAGCUUAUUUUUUGGACCAGAAUGAGACGUACCUAAUGACAUGCUACAAUAAAGGUUACAAUCGACAUACAUUUUUCAUGACUAUUUGGAGAGUGACAGCGGGCGUAUCAUGUCGUCGAAAAACAGAUUCUCACAAAAGAAUGGUAAAGCUAAAUAAUGUGGUGUAUAGCUUCAGAUACUCGACUGCUUACGCUGUAAGUGGUCGUACAGCGGGAUACCCAGACCUCCUUUUAAAUUUACAAGCAGCUAUCCAGAGAUGCAUCAGUCACAUCAACCCUGUCGUCGUAACCCCGCUUAAUUCCACUGGAUUACCCGUCCUUUUAAUCAGAAUCAAUGAUGAAUUAGAUAUGACCAAUUAUUCCCUGGUGGCUCAUCAAGAACCUGGGGAUAACUCGCAUUUCUUUUCCUACACCGUGGCUAUCCCUCUACAUGCAUAUUCGUUAAUAGAAUGCCAUUUAAAUGUCUUGGCGUAUGGAGAUAAUUCAGCAGCUUAUAUCUAUGAAACCUUUACCAAAAUUCCCAAUAUUGUAUCUGGGGAAAAUAAAUUCGAGGUGACUUUGGAAAGCAAUGUUGAUUUAUUGGAGGCUGACUAUUUCGGUACUCUAACAGGCUAUACUACAUUAUGUCGAUUAGCGCAAGACGAUUUAAAUUGUGGGCUGUUGGAACAUAUUUUCGAGACCACAGCAAAUAUCAAUUAUUGCUUUAUUACCAUGCAAAGAGGAGCAAAUGCUUAUUACAUCACAGAUAUGUUACGGGAGGCUCUUUGUGAAAACGCUAUUCAAAAUGCUCGGCUCAUUGUCUCCCAUUUGAGACACUCCAUAUCUACUUCGGGUAUGCAAAAUGGGGCAGCUUUACUCUUGGAAAACCGUUUGUUAAUUGCCCAACAUAAUCUUUAAAUGAAAGGACAAACAAAAAACUUUAUUAUAAA